CCCGGGGCCCGCGCGAAGCUGGGGAGCACAUGCGGGAGGGCCCCCAGAAAAGCGUCCGCAGGCGAGCGUCCCAAAGGCUGGCUUCCCUGUGGAGACCCGCUAACUGCGCGCAGGGUCGCAGGGGCAGUGUUACCGACCGCGCGCGCCCGCCCCGCGCCGCGCCGCGCUGCGCUGCUCCAUUUCCGCCCCGCCCCUGCUUCCGGCCUGGCGGCCACGCUGGUACACAUGCGCACGCGCUCGGUGUGCCUCCGACGUGGGCCGGGCGUCCUGGGCGGAGCUGAGCGGAGUUGCGUGAGCCGUGAGGUCACGCCUGGAGGCCCCGCCCGUCGGCGCUCUGCACCAACCAGACGAGCGCUAGAUCCCGACCGGCGGCGUUUCCGCGUUAACGGUUGAGGCACACACCCAGGUCUCCGCGCACGCGCGCUCGCACGCGCACGCGCGCUUGGGGCGGUGGUUGGAGGCGACGCGCUCUUCGUACUCGGCAGCGGGCGGGCGGCGAUGGGCGAGGCGGAUACGGGGACUCCUUUUUUCGAGAUGACCUGGAGCAGCACGACAAGCAGUGGCUACUGCAGUCAGGAGGACUCGGACUCGGAGCUCGAGCAGUACUUCACGGCGCGCACCUCGCUGGCGCGCAGGCCGCGCCGGGACCAGGAUGAGCCUGUGGAGUGGGAGACACCUGACCUUUCUCAGACAGAGGUUGAGCAGAAGAUCAAGGAGUACAAUGGCCAGAUCAACAGCAACCUCUUCAUGAGCCUGAACAAGGACGGCUCCUACACAGGCUUCAUCAAGGUUCAGCUGAAGCUGGUGCGUCCUGUCUCAGUGCCUUCCAGCAAGAAGCCACCCUCCUUGCAGGAUGCUCGGCGCGGCCCAGGGCGCGGCCCAGCUGUGAGGCGCAGGACCUCCUUCUACCUGCCCAAAGACGCCGUCAAGCACCUACAUGUGCUGUCACGCACACGGGCACGCGAAGUUAUCGAGGCCCUGCUGCGCAAGUUCCUAGUGGUGGAUGACCCCCGCAAGUUUGCACUCUUUGAGCGGGCUGAGCGCCAUGGCCAAGUGUACCUCCGGAAGCUGGCAGAUGACGAGCAUCCCCUGCGGCUGCGGCUUCUUGCAGGGCCCAGUGAGAAAGCCCUCAGCUUCGUCCUGAAGGAGAAUGACUCUGGGGAAGUGAACUGGGAUGCCUUCAGCAUGCCUGAACUGCACAACUUCCUGCGCAUCCUGCAGCGGGAGGAAGAGGAACACCUCCGUCAGAUCCUGCAGAAAUACUCCUAUUGCCGCCAAAAGAUCCAGGAGGCCCUGCAUGCCUGCCCCCUGGGGUGACCUCUUGUACCCCUGGGUGGAAGGAGAGUAGGCAGUGCCCAGGGCGUGCCGUGUGAGUGUGACAGGGCCCUUGGGGCCUGAAGAAUGAGUGUGCAUGGAGGCCCUCUCUUGGUGGGGAAAUGAGCCCAGAGAACAGUGAAGGAGCUGGUGCUGUGUCCAUCAGUGGGUGAGCAGAGCAUGACUCCACACCCUUUUGCCCUUCAUGGACUGGGUCGUGGUGGGCCGGGGUUGCCCUUGGAAGAUGCUCCAGGCUUGCAGCAGGGAUAAAGCAGACAGAAGUCUCCUUAACUUGUGUCUCAGGUAAAAGAAUAUUGGAGACCCUAUAAAUAAAGAAUAGGGUCAUGUUUGUAAGUGUGAGGGCCCUCAUCUAUGGGGAAAGGUGGUAUGUUUGGGGUCUUGGGUGGGGUCUCAGAAUCGCCUAUCAGAACCAAGGGUGGGGGUUCAAGAUAAGGCAGACAUCAAGGGAGAGUCUAGGUUUCCCACUACAGUGCCCUCAAGUCCUCACACACCCUGGGGUCAGGAAGUGCCAGCUCAUGGUGCAGCAGCAGUGCCUCAGUGCCUCCAUGGGGGAUGUCCCUGGGCCAGGGUUUUUGUGAGUGUGGCACUGGCCCAGGUCUGUGCCUUGUUUGCCAGUCAGAGCCAGGGUCUUUCCCUCAGGUAUUUUUGAUGUGUGUGAAUGUAUGUAGUAUUUUGUGGCCUCAGCUGAACGCCUCCUGUUUGGGUAAGGGUGGGGGUUGACGGUCAUCAUCAGGACCUGGGGCCUGAGAGCAUUGGCUGAAUAAAGUUUUAAGAACUCUG
Molecule: messenger RNA, 2115 nt
Organism: Manis javanica (Malayan pangolin)
Lineage: Eukaryota; Metazoa; Chordata; Mammalia; Pholidota; Manidae
Gene: RASSF1
Product: Ras association domain family member 1
Biological process (GO): Ras protein signal transduction
Cellular component (GO): microtubule cytoskeleton; nucleus
Source: RefSeq, a predicted model, not a curated record